UCUACCAGACUGACGGUCAGAUGCAGCCGACUGAUGUUCAGAUGAGGUCAAUAGAUGUUCGGAUGCAGCUGACUGAUGUUUGGACGCAGCUGUGCUCUAAGAGUCACUUCUGUCUUCUGAUAUUAGCAGUCCUCACGGUGGCCAUGUUUGCUGGACUGAUGUUCAAAGUUCUGACAGAGCAGAGUCCCAAGACUUUGGAUCAUCUGAAAAAUCCAGCAACUGAAGAGAUCUCAGGAGCCACACCCAAGCUGGACAAAUUUGAGAAAAUUUUUCGUCAACGUGCAAGAGGUCAGAUCAAGGAGGAAAACUUUGCUCUGAAGUCUUCAGGUGCCUCGGUUGUACGGUGCAGCAAGCCCUUCUUCUCAGGAGCCAAGCUAUGCAUGUGCGGUUUUUGCUGGAACUAUUCACGGUCACCUGACAUAAUUCUAAAGCUGCGUAAUACACCUGGCAAUUGCUGGGCCAUGGCUGGCCAUCAGGGCUAUGUUGUCAUCAAGCUGUCUGAAACCAUCAGCCCCACUGCCGUCAGAAUCGACCACAUUUCUAAGAAAGCGUCUGUCUUUAGAGAGACAUCCAGUGCUCUAAGGAACUUUUCCAUCUAUGGACUGAAAAAUGCUUUCCAGGAGGCAGAGGAAGGAACCUUGCUGGGGUCAUUCAUUUUUAAAACCAACACAUUUUCUGUGCAGAUGUUUCAACUGAAGAGAGCAAAGGAAGAUCGGUUUCUGUACCUGAUGCUGAUGAUUUCGAGCAACUACGGUCAUCCUAAAUAUACCUGCGUCUAUGGUGUUCGCAUCUACGGACAAAGAGCAAACUGAAGGACAGCAUAUGAAAAAGAUAAUUUUUUAUUAGCACGGGCAUGAUGCCACCCAAAAGAACCAGGCCUACCAAGCGAACCCACGGACCACACGGCUUUCCCCCCCCCCCCACUCUGCCACCUUGCGUAGACAGUCUCCACGUUGGCUGAGGGAAUUUACUGGAGGCAGAGGACAAGACAAGCCGCUUACACGGCCUCUGCAGAAACAGCCAUCGAGGAAACUAGAAGAAUCCUCAGAGUGCCCUGGCAGCUGGAAAGCGAGAGGCGGCCCACCAAGCGACGGGCUCAGCAGCAAACCAUCCAGGCAGUGGAAAAUUCAGAGGCUUGUCACAGACUCUGGGAUGCCACAUAGAACAAGUGGAGCAGCUCAGCUCCCUUCAGCAGGCCCCUGAUCUAGCCGUGCUCUGCUCAGGAUAAAAUCCAGCCCACCAGCGAGUGGGCGAGGACUGAGGCACCCUACCAGAGCCAAAAAGAAACCCCCCAUCUUCUGACUCCUGCCCCUCCAACAUCCAUGGCAGGGCCUUCCGUAAGAGGCUGGAACUAGCUCAGAAGAAGCGCUGCAAGAAACGAUCUGAGGGGAAGAAGGCACACUGCUCCAGGGAGGAUUCAAACGGCCCUCCUCUGGCUGGGAACCUGCGUGUACCUCAGAAGAUUACUGGCAGGCCACUACUCGGCCUUCUAGCUGGGGUGCUCAGGAGAAGGGCUUCCUCUGGAGAGGUGUGGGCUGGCCUGAAGUGCUUUGAGACCGCCGGCAGUCCACUGGGGGUGACCCCGUUUUCCUCACCCUUUGAGGAUAUUGAGGACCCCCACUUCCCAGAAUCCUCUUGCCACAUAAGCUCAGAAAGAUCGAUUUCCCAACCUGAGGCCAAAGAUUUCGAGCAACAGCAGCCAUCUGAAUUAUACAUAUAUAUGUGGGGUUUGCGUUUAUGAACAACGAGUGGGUAGAAUAACAUUUCCAAAGAACCGGAAGAUGCCAGUUAAUCAAGGCUAGCUUACUGGGUGGUUUUAUG
Molecule: messenger RNA, 1821 nt
Organism: Sphaerodactylus townsendi
Lineage: Eukaryota; Metazoa; Chordata; Lepidosauria; Squamata; Sphaerodactylidae
Product: SUN domain-containing protein 3-like
Exons: 11
Coding region: 21-812 (263 amino acids)
Biological process (GO): nuclear envelope organization
Cellular component (GO): nuclear envelope; meiotic nuclear membrane microtubule tethering complex
Molecular function (GO): protein-membrane adaptor activity
Source: RefSeq, a predicted model, not a curated record